GGAUCGAUGUAGGUGAUGUUGACGAAGGCUGUGUACCACUCCUCCUUCUCCGCGACCGUGAAGUCCAAGCAGAGGCAGUGGACGAAGCAGAGCGACAGCAGACACGUCGAGACGACAAAGAAGGGGAACGUUUCUUUGGCGGAACCAAGAAUUCCCUCGGUUUUCCCCAACGAACAUAUUGUAGGACGUACCGAGAAGACUCCGUGCUAAGUUAGAGCAUUAAACAGGCCCCAUUAUAACAAAAUGCCCAAAAAGAAAACCGGGGCCCGGAAAAAGGCAGAGAAUCGGAAAGAACGAGAGAAGCAGAGUCGAGCCAACCGGGAGCACGUUGAUGUGGCAAAACACCCUUGCAACUUUAACAUGGAUUGUGACAAAUGCCAGAGAAAACAGAAGAACAGGGCCUUCUGUUACUUCUGCAAUGCAGUGCAGAAGCUACCUGUCUGUGCUCAGUGCGGUAAAACCAAGUGCAUGAAAGCGUCAGAUUGUGUUAUCAAGCAUCCGGGAAUCCAUACAACAGGCAUGGCCAUGGUGGGGGCAGUGUGUGACUUCUGUGAAGCCUGGGUGUGCCACGGCAGGAAAUGUCUGAGCACCCACGCCUGUGCAUGUCCCCUCACUGAUGCCGAGUGCAUCGAGUGUGACCGAGGAGUUUGGGAUCACGGGGGAAGAAUUUUCCGCUGUUCUUUCUGCCACAACUUUCUGUGCGAGGAUGAUCAGUUUGAGCAUCAGGCGAGCUGCCAAAUUCUUCAAGCGGAAACAUUCAAAUGUGUUUCCUGUAAUAGAUUGGGGCAACACUCCUGCCUGCGCUGUAAGGCUUGUUACUGUGACGACCACGCCAAGAGCAAGGUUUUCAAGCAGGAGAAAGGCAAAGCGCCACCAUGUCCCAAGUGUGGCCACGAGACACAAGAGACCAAAGACCUCAGCAUGUCCACUCGUACCUUGAAGUUUGGCCGACAGGCGGGCGUCGACGAUGAUGACGACGACGACAGCGGAGCAUCUGGGUAUGAUGCCUACUGGAAGAAUUUAGCUGCUGGAGGAGGCAGUCAACAAGGCAAUUACGAAGAGGAUGAGGACUAUGAUGAAGAGGACUAUGAGGAGGAGGAGGAGGAGGAAGAAGAAGAAGAAGAAGAAGAAAUCGAUGAGGAGGUGGAGGAGGAGGCUUCUAAAUCUUUGGCUGAGCUCAAGUUAGGAGGGACUGCCUGAAAUAAACGUGUUGGCCUGCUGUUGAUUCCAGUGAUCUUUAGCAGAAGCUGACUUGUUUUAUCAAAGGUUGAUAUGAAAAGUUGAUAUGAAAACUGAAAUCAUAAAGAAAUGUUCACACAGCCACGAGGGGAAAGUCAGUGUGUUAACAUUCUAAAGAAUAGUUUAAGAGAUUUGAGCAGGUAAAGAACAAAUAAUGUUGAAAAAUAAUUGAUGUCAAAUAGACUAAUAAAUAUGUUUUAAAGUCAAA
Molecule: messenger RNA, 1447 nt
Organism: Oryzias latipes (Japanese medaka)
Lineage: Eukaryota; Metazoa; Chordata; Actinopteri; Beloniformes; Adrianichthyidae
Product: zinc finger protein 330-like
Cellular component (GO): nucleus
Molecular function (GO): zinc ion binding
Source: RefSeq, a predicted model, not a curated record